Messenger RNA from Juglans microcarpa x Juglans regia, 2941 nucleotides. Its product is annotated as ATP-dependent DNA helicase Q-like SIM. Gene Ontology annotation, cellular component: nucleus; cytoplasm; chromosome. Gene Ontology annotation, molecular function: ATP binding; four-way junction helicase activity; 3'-5' DNA helicase activity. The coding region runs from base 131 to 2770 and encodes 879 amino acids. Lineage: Eukaryota; Viridiplantae; Streptophyta; Magnoliopsida; Fagales; Juglandaceae. The transcript is spliced from 16 exons. The record is from RefSeq and is a predicted model, not a curated record. Gene Ontology annotation, biological process: double-strand break repair via homologous recombination.
GAUGUGAAAUAUGUUUUGCCCCUUAUGACCCACCUGCCCUGCGAAGUGCGAACUCUCAGAAAUUUCUCCCGAAUUCAAAGUUUCGCACCGUCUGGCGGGAAACGCAUCUAAUACAGAACACUUUCAUAUAAUGGAUGGAAAUGAUACAUCUUCUGACCAAGUCAUUGAAAAAUUGAUUGAAAUGGGAUUUGAGGAUUUUGCCGUCAAAGAAGGUGUAAAAGCAAGGGGUCCAUCAUUUGUUGAUGCACUUGACUAUAUCUUGAAUGGUCCUUGUAGAAAUGGUGGGGGCACGUCAAGUAGUUCUAGAUGUUCCACGGGCAAUAGAAAGGCUCUGCAAAAGAGAGCCUUUUCCUCCUUGCAUCCUUCAAGUGAAACGCGACAGUCUAGCAUACUGGACCAUUUCCAAUUCAAAGCUAGACCAAAACCAAGCAAGGUUGAUGUUGUACCUGAUAUGUUGGUGUCUGGAUCAAAUGUGUCGCCUUCUUAUGUAGAGGACCAUAGGGAUUGCACUCAAGAGUUAGAAAUUGGAACAGAUUGGGAGAAGAAAGUUAUCAGUCUGUUGCAAAAUCAUUUUGGUUAUUCAUCUCUGAAGAAUUUCCAAAAGGAAGCAUUGGCUGCCUGGUUUGCUAACCAAGAUUGCCUUGUUCUUGCUGCAACAGGGUCUGGAAAAUCACUGUGUUUUCAGCUUCCAGCAUUAUUAACAGGGAAGGUUGUAGUGGUGAUUUCCCCCUUGAUUAGCUUGAUGCAUGAUCAGUGCUUAAAACUUGCAAAACACGGGGUCUCUGCUUGCUUUCUUGGGUCUGGGCAACCUGAUAGUUCUGUGGAACAGAAAGCAAUGAGAGGCAUGUAUGACAUAAUAUAUGUUUGUCCAGAGACAGUUUUAAGAUUGAUAAAACCACUUCAGAGGCUUGCAGAAAGUCGUGGAAUUGCUUUAUUUGCAAUUGAUGAAGUCCAUUGUGUUUCCAAGUGGGGCCAUGAUUUUCGGCCUGAUUACAGGCGAUUGUCUGUGUUGCGGGAGAACUUCAGUGCUUGCAAUUUAAAAUUUUUAGAAUUUGAUAUACCACUGAUGGCAUUGACUGCUACUGCCACAAUACGGGUUCGAGAAGACAUUCUUAAGUCUCUAUCCAUGUCAAAGGAGACAAAGAUUGUGCUUACUUCAUUUUUCCGGUCAAAUCUUCAGUUUUCGGUAAAACAUAGUAGAACAUCUUCACCAUCUUCCUAUGGGAAGGAUUUCUGUGAACUGAUAGACAUUUACGUCAGAAAGAGAGAGACUGGUUACAAGAAACAGAUUAUAAUGUCACAAGAAUUAGGUGGUGCAUCUGAUGGCCCUGAUAUUAGUUGCAUAUAUAAGGCAGAUGGAAUCUCUCGAAAUGAUCUAAACCACACUGAGGAUUCGAAUUCUGACAGAGAUAUUGAUGAGCCAUAUUCAAUGAAGGAAAAUGGGUCAACAGCUAUGAAGGGAAAAGAAAUGUCCAUUGAAUAUUUGGAAAAUGAUGUGGAUGUCUUUCAUGGUGUGGAUGAUUGGGAUGUUGCCUUUGGUGAAUUCUGUGGGCAAUCUCCUCGUGCAUGCUGGGGUUCGAGUGGGUUAUCAAAGACAGUCAAUCCACCAAAUGAGCCUUUAGAGCAAGGAUUGACCAUUAUAUAUGUUCCUACUAGAAAAGAGACAUUGAACAUCACAAAAUAUCUUUGUGGGCGUGGUGUGAAGGCUGCUGCUUAUAAUGCUUCAUUGCCAAAAUCACAUUUAAGGCGGGUUCACAAGGAAUUUCAUGAAAACAGUUUAGAGGUUGUUGUUGCAACAAUUGCUUUUGGAAUGGGAAUUGACAAGUUGAAUGUCCGAAGAAUUAUCCACUAUGGUUGGCCACAGAGUUUGGAGGCAUACUAUCAAGAAGCUGGUCGAGCUGGCAGGGAUGGGAAAUUAGCAGAUUGCACUCUGUAUGCAAAUCUAACACGAGUACCAUCACUCUUGCCGAGCAAAAGAAGUGAAGAUCAGACGAAACAAGCAUAUAAGAUGCUAUCUGACUGUUUCAGAUAUGGCAUGAAUACUUCUCGCUGUCGGGCCAAGACACUUGUGGAGUACUUUGGGGAGGAUUUUAGUUAUGAGAAGUGUCUCUUAUGUGAUGUUUGUGUUGAUGGACCUCCUGAAAUGCAGAAUUUGAAAGAGGAGGCAGACGUGUUGAUGCAGGCUAUUGCUGCUCAUCAUGAGAAGGAAAGUUUUAUGGAUGGCUCAUAUGACGAUGCUACAUGCACUGGCAGGAAGCAACGGCACUCUAUGGAAAUGCCGAAUCUCAGAAUGCUUGUUAGUAAAAUAAGGGAGCAGUCACAAAAAUUUGUGGCAACUGAUCUGCUAUGGUGGCGAGGUCUUGCACGGAUUAUGGAAGAUAAAGGAUACAUCCAAGAGGCAGAUGAGAAGAUUCAUGUUCAGAUUCAAUUCCCAAAGCCAACAAAACUCGGCCUGGAACUUUUGCAAUCUGAAAAGGAUCAAUUUUUUUAUGUUUAUCCGGAGGCAGAUAUGCUGCUGUCAGUGAGCAAGCGUAAAUCUUGUACAACUUUCACAGAAUGGGGAAAAGGCUGGGCAGAUCCUGAGAUCCGACGCCAGCGCUUAGAGAGGAUGCAAGUGCAAUCGAAUAGAAAGCCAGAAAGGUCAACUGGGCCAUGGAAACGAAAGCGGCGAGGACCACAAACCUCACGAAGUAGAAAAUCAAGUAAACGCAACCCAGAUUUAAGAACAGUUAGAGGAAGGAUAGAAUCGAAACUCUCAAAAUAUCAGUGAUCAAGGUGCCAUUGAAUCUGAUAGCAUAAAACAUAUCUUUAAGAUUCGAUUGGGUUGUUUUGAUCUUCAAUAACAGUUAUUAAAUUUUUGAAAAGCAGGGUUUUGUAUAUGCACUGCAUGUUAAAGAGCAUAUCAUAUCAUAUUUGAAAGGAAUUAGAGAAGUUUUUUUUU